Thunnus maccoyii (southern bluefin tuna) is the source of this 984-nucleotide messenger RNA. It is a transcript of the gene znf593, whose product is annotated as zinc finger protein 593. The record is from RefSeq and is a predicted model, not a curated record. Gene Ontology annotation, molecular function: nucleic acid binding; zinc ion binding. NCBI's taxonomy places the organism in Eukaryota, Metazoa, Chordata, Actinopteri, Scombriformes, Scombridae. The transcript has 3 exons. Bases 319 to 708 code for a protein of 129 amino acids.
UCUAAACCGGAGAAACGAAGGGUUUUAAAAGCAAAUCUGCUGCUUAAGUUAUUGAGCUUAGACAUUUGGUUCAUCAUCAUCAUUUUGUUUAGCCCGUUAGAUCAGAGCUGGUGGCACAAAACAGCCUAAAAGUCAAGCUGACAUCUGGAGUCUGUUCUUCACUUGCUAAACACUCAAGUAGAAAGUUAUUUAUCGCUGCUUAUCGUCAGUUCCGACCAUCAAGAAAAAGCAGAACCCAGUUUACUUCUGAUAUUUACCUUCAGACAACUUUACCACACGUGUAUUUGUGUUGAUCCUCGCAGUCCAGCCGGCUCCAUCAUGGGAAAGUCCAAACAAACAGGAAACCACAAGAGCGACAAGAAGAAGAACAUAGCGAAGACAUGGAAGACAAAGCGCAGGACUAAAGACCUGGACCAGAUCCACUCAGACAUGAAGCCUGAAACAGCAGCCAAACUGCUGCAUCAGGAGGUGGACUACGAUGUCACAGGAUGUGCACAACACUACUGCUUACACUGCGCGAGGUAUUUUGUGGAUAUGAAAUCCUUAAAAGAGCACUUCAAGACUAAAGUGCACAAAAAACGCUUGAAACAGCUGAGAGAAGAGCCCUACACCCAGGCAGAGGCAGAGAGAGCAGCAGGUAUGGGCUCCUACAUCCCUCCUAAAAAAGUUGAAGUGAAGACACAGUCUGUUGAAGAGGACAUGGACUGAGAACUGCCCACUUUCACCUUUUGGACUGAAUUUGCAGAAGCAUUAAUAAACAUCUAUAAUGCUUCUGUUAUCUCUUGCUGCCACAAAUGCAUGGUUAAAUGUUUUAUUUGUGACACAUAACAUUUGUUUUUGCAACCACCUGUUAUAUAAUCUGUUAUCACCAGAUUCAGGAAAGCUUUACCUUAUACUGGGUAAUGUAACGCAACAUGUACCUAUGUAAAUAUUGAGUGUUUGCGCAGCUGUGUGGAAUGCUAAUAAACUAUAUAAAAGAGUGGA